AUGUCGAAGAUAUCAGCCAUUCUGAAAGCAAGAAAGGGGCAAUUGAAAGGUAAAAAAGAUGGUAAAAUAAAGAAAACUCCUUCCAAGCCUGCCAAUUCUACAGGAACCCAUAAAAAUUCAGAUCCUAAAAAUGGUCUGCAGAAUGAGGUGAAGGAGUUGUUGGACAAGUCCCAAAAUGAAACUCCCGGUUCUGAGGAUGAAAAUGCGACCAUGGACGAUUUUUUGAACGGUGAUUUCGAGGAAUCUGAUUUGGACAAAUCCGCUACUCCUGAGAAAAACACAGAGCCUUUAGAAGAACGUCAGGAAAAUGAAAAGAAACCAUCUCAACUAAAAAAGAAUAGAAAAGCGAAAGCCGUUCAGAAAGAAGAGGAAAGCAGCUCUUCCGACGAAGAAGAAGUGGACGCUGAGCAAUAUCGAGAGCAACUUGAUUCAUUGAAGGAGAAAGAUCCCGACUUUUACAAUUAUUUACAGAAAAAUGAUAGCGAUCUCUUGGAUUUCAAUGCAGAUGAAGUAACUCAAGACGAUGAGCCUGAGGGAGGCAAACGGAAUAAUGAAGGAAAAACAGAGAUUACUAUGGAUAUGCUGAGUAAAUGGCGGGAUAAUUUGAGUAACCAGAAGUCUUUGACAACUUUACAAAAGGUGGUUCAAGCGUUUAAGGCCGCAGCUUAUUUGAAUGAGGAAGAAGGAAUGAACUUAAAGUAUUCAAUAACAGAUUCUAGGGUAUUUAACGACUUAAUGUUGUUGGCUAUUCAAUCUGUUCCUCGUGUGCUUAAUCAUCAUAUUCCCCUGCAAACGGAAAAAAAUGGCAGAAAGGUUGUAAACACCGACAAUAGGGUUUUAUCUCGUCUCAGUCCUAUAUUAAAGUCCUAUGGCUUCUCUAUCUUGCGAUUAUUGGAAGGAAUGACUGACGCUAAAAACAUUUCCUUGCUACUUCGCGAAACGCAAAAUGUGGUUCCCUAUAUGAUUACAUAUCGAAAAUUUUUGAAACAAUUUGUCGAAGCUGUCGUUGAAGUCUGGAGCACCAACCGCGAUGAUACUGUUAGAGUUUCGUGCGUUUUUGUUUUACGAAGUGUUUGCUUGACAGCAGAUCUAACUUUGUUGGAGUUUGCCUUCAAACAUAUGUAUUUAACCAUGAUUCGCAUUAGCUCUUAUACAACUGUUCACACUUUAGCGGCUAUCAAUUUUAUGAAAAAUAGUUCCGCAGAUAUAUUUUUGUUAAAUCCAGAAAGCUGUUACUUGGUUACCUUUCGAUAUAUUCGACAACUUGCUAUUACCCUCAGAAAUACAAUUCACCAGCCAAAGCCAGAGACAAGGAAACUUAUACAAAGCUGGUCAUAUGUGCAUGCAAUUGACUUUUGGUCUCGAUUGUUAAGUCGAGCCACUUGGUUGAGCCGCGAAAAAGGAGUCGCAGUGGAAAUGCAAUCUUUGGUAUAUCCUUUAGUACAGAUUACGUUGGGAGCGAUUACGACAUCUCCCUCAUCUCAACUGUACCCCAUGAGAUUCCACCUUUCACGAAGUCUCAUUUACCUGUCUAGACAUACCGGUGUUUUUAUUCCAAUGGCUCCUGUUUUGUUUGAUGUCUUGGAUUCCCCGGAACUCUCAAGAAAGCCUAAGCCUAGUACAUUCAAACCUUUGGAUUGGGAAGUUGAAAUUCGUGCACCAACUGCGUACUUGAGGACACGCGUUUAUCAAGACGGUAUAACUAAUCAGUUGUUGGAAUUGUUGGGAGAGUACUAUGUUUUAUAUGCUACAAACAUUGCUUUCCCCGAGUUUGUUAUACCCGCAAUUGUUCGUGCUAAGCGUUUUGCAAAGAAAAGUAGGAAUGUCAAGCUUAAUCGCUCUCUUUUGGCCUUGGUUCAGAAGUUUGAGCAGCAAAGUGAAUUUGUCUUAACUCAUCGUGCUCAACAAAAAGUUAGUCCUGCUAAUCUCGAAUCACUCGAUGCCUUCUUAGCAAAUGAGGAAUGGGAAAAGACAUCUUUAGGUGCUUACGUCGUCGCGCAACGUGAAAUUCGUGAAGAACAGCGCAGACUUUUACGUGAAGCAAUUUUGGAAGACCAAAAUCAUAAGGAAAACAUGCGUUUGAAGAAAAAAGGCGCUUUGAAGAAUGGUGAUGACGAGCUCAGUUCCGAAGGUGACGAAGAGCUUGAAUAA
Messenger RNA from Schizosaccharomyces osmophilus, 2151 nucleotides. It is a transcript of the gene noc201, whose product is annotated as Noc complex subunit Noc201. Lineage: Eukaryota; Fungi; Ascomycota; Schizosaccharomycetes; Schizosaccharomycetales; Schizosaccharomycetaceae. The record is from RefSeq and is a predicted model, not a curated record. Gene Ontology annotation, cellular component: Noc1p-Noc2p complex; Noc2p-Noc3p complex; nucleoplasm. The transcript has a single exon. Bases 1 to 2151 code for a protein of 716 amino acids. Gene Ontology annotation, biological process: ribosomal large subunit biogenesis.